This is a messenger RNA of Ictidomys tridecemlineatus (thirteen-lined ground squirrel), 3046 nucleotides long. It is a transcript of the gene Camkk1, whose product is annotated as calcium/calmodulin dependent protein kinase kinase 1. Gene Ontology annotation, molecular function: ATP binding; protein serine/threonine kinase activity. NCBI's taxonomy places the organism in Eukaryota, Metazoa, Chordata, Mammalia, Rodentia, Sciuridae. The record is from RefSeq and is a predicted model, not a curated record. Gene Ontology annotation, biological process: CAMKK-AMPK signaling cascade; protein phosphorylation.
GCGCCGGCGGUCUGAGCUCGGCGAUCUCGGCCCCAGCUAGGCGGGCGGGGCGGGACGCGCGCCGCGGGAGCGAGCCUGGCCGCCCGCCGGGCCUCAGAGACUGGUGCCCCGCGGCGGAGGUAGGGGGCGGUGAGAAGGGUACCUGGAGCAGGGAGCCGGAAUUCGAACACCUGAAGGAUCGUCUGCUCCUAGCCUGCUGGGGAGAGAGGUGUCUGCAAGGCUGUGACUGUGAGGACAGCUGGGACCUUGCCCAUUCAGGGAUCCUUGCCCUCUAUCUGCGGAGCUGGGUCUACGGGGUGUCUCGUGGAGCCUGCUUCUGUCUAAACCCGCAGCCAGGACCGCAUCUAGGUGGGCGCCCUGCCAUCCUCGUCCCUCCCCCAGUUCUUGUCUUCGGGACUGCGUCCGUAGCCCGCGCACUGUCUACCCUGCCCCGGUUCUUAGUGGAGGCCGUGUCUAUGUAGAGUGGGCCCAGACGCGUGCACCCACGUGUGGAUCUCCGCGGAGCGCUCCUCCCACGGCCCUCCCGUGCGGACACUGAGGUCUAGGGAGUGGCAUGCAGCCCAGCCAGAUGAGGUCCUGGGAUUCAGCAAGUAGGAACAGACCUGAGACUGGGCGCUGGCAUCCCAGGCAAAGAGAGUAGCCAAGGCAAAGGAAUAGAGGUUUCCAACAAGGCGACACAGAGGAUCCCCUGGACCGAGGCAAUGGAGGGCGGCCCAGCCGUGUGUUGCCAGGACCCACGAGCAGAGCUGGUAGAACGAGUAGCAGCCAUCGAUGUGACCCACUUGGAAGAGACAGAAGGAGGCCCAGAGCCUGCCAGGAAUGGUGUGGACCCUCCGCUUCGGGCCAGAGCUGCCUCUGUGAUCCCUGGCAGUGCUUCAAGACCCCCUCAAGUGCGGCCCAGCCUCUCAGCUAGGAAGUUCUCCCUCCAGGAGCGGCCAGCAGGAAGCAGCCUGGAGGCCCAUCCUGGGCCUUAUGUCACAGGGCCUGCCAGCCACAUCUCCCCUCGAGCCUGGCGGAGGCCCACCAUCGAGUCCCACCAUGUGGCCAUCUCAGACACAGAGGACUGUGUGCAACUGAACCAGUACAAGCUGCAGAGUGAGAUUGGCAAGGGUGCCUAUGGCGUGGUGAGGCUGGCCUACAAUGAAAGUGAAGACAGACACUAUGCAAUGAAAGUUCUUUCUAAAAAGAAGUUACUGAAACAAUAUGGCUUUCCACGUCGCCCUCCCCCACGAGGGUCCCAGGCUGCCCAGGGAGGGCCAGCUAAGCAGCUUCUGCCCCUGGAGCGGGUGUACCAGGAGAUUGCUAUCCUGAAAAAGCUGGACCAUGUGAAUGUAGUCAAGCUGAUCGAGGUCCUGGAUGACCCAGCUGAGGACAAUCUCUACUUGGUGUUUGACCUCCUGAGAAAGGGGCCGGUCAUGGAAGUGCCCUGCGACAAACCCUUUCCGGAGGAGCAAGCUCGCCUCUAUCUGCGGGACAUCAUCCUGGGCCUCGAGUACUUGCACUACCAGAAGAUCGUCCACAGGGAUAUCAAGCCAUCCAACCUGCUCCUGGGAGAUGAUGGGCAUGUGAAGAUUGCCGACUUUGGUGUCAGCAACCAGUUUGAGGGGAAUGACGCUCAACUGUCCAGCACGGCGGGGACCCCAGCAUUCAUGGCCCCUGAAGCCAUUUCUGAUUCUGGCCAGAGUUUCAGUGGGAAGGCCUUGGACGUGUGGGCCACUGGGGUCACACUGUACUGCUUUGUGUAUGGGAAGUGCCCGUUCAUCGACGAUUACAUCCUGGCCCUGCACAGGAAGAUCAAGAAUGAGGCCGUGGUGUUUCCCAAGGAGCCAGAGGUCAGCGAGGAGCUCAAGGACCUAAUUCUGAAGAUGCUAGAUAAGAAUCCCGAAACAAGAAUUGGGGUUCCAGACAUCAAGUUGCACCCCUGGGUGACCAAGAACGGGAAGGAACCUCUUCCCUCAGAGGAGGAGCACUGCAGUAUGGUGGAGGUGACUGAGGAGGAGGUGAAAAACUCAGUGAAGCUCAUCCCUAGCUGGACCACAGUGAUUCUGGUUAAGUCUAUGCUGAGGAAACGAUCCUUUGGGAACCCCUUUGAGCCCCAAGCACGCAGAGAAGAGCGCUCCAUGUCUGCUCCGGGAAACUUACUGAUGAAAGAAGGGUGUGGUGAAGGGGGCAAAAGCCCGGAGCUCCCUGGUGUUCAAGAAGAUGAGGCUGCAUCCUGAGUUCCUGCAUGUGCCCAGGGCCACCAGGCAGCACGCUCAUCCCGCGCCUCCAGAGGCCCACCGCCCUUAUGCGACAGCCGCCCCUGCGGGCAGGGGGCUGGGGACUGUGGCCCCUCUCCCGGUCCCCCUCCCCCGUCGUGCUGCAUGACCUCCGCGCGUGCACGUCCAGGGACAGGAUUGGAAUGUGUAUCAUCUGGGGUUUGGGGGAGUAGGGGUCCCAUGGCGCCUUCCUUCUCACCCUGGCUCUUCCUGGCCUAACCCAUCCUGUGAGGAAGCCAGGGGUCCAUGGAACCUCAGAAACCCUACCUGGCUGGUUGGCAAGGCCCAGGGCACGGGGCAGAAGACCAAGAUGGCAGGUGGAGGCCUGGCUUACUGCAGCUCAGGGACCUCCCACUAGGGGCCGGGCAGGCCUGGCUCAGCUGCCACAUCACAUGGAGGGAUGCGCCCCCACCACCUCGGGUGGGGGUGCUAGAGCUUCUGUCUACUCCCAAUGCUGGCAUGGAGGCUCUGACCGCUUCAUGUAUGCCUAGGCCCCACUGGGGAGAGGCAGGUAUUGGAGAAUUCAAGAUUCUCUUUUUUUGUUACCUUUUAUUUUUUAUUUUAACUUGGGGGCCAGGGGAGUGGCGAAGUCACUGGGGAGCAUCUAAUGAGCUUUCCCACAUCCAUGGGUAUGUCCCAGCAUACCCACCAUUAUUUGGCAGUCAAGCAGCCUGGACUGACCUUCCUGGAUUGUUUUGUACUCAGCACAUCUGGAAAAUGGACUGAAUUGAGUCAAGCUCAGAGCAAAGGCCUGAAUCAGGAGCAGCACAGCUUGUCUGCCCACCUCA